GGUAGUGAGUGUGCGUCUUACGGGGCCGUGCGCGGCUAUGAUACGGGGCCGUGCAGCGUGCGCGGCUAUACGGGGCCGUUCAGCGUCGCGCGUCUGUUUACAGCCGUCGGGACAGCAGAUGGGCAGCUAUAAUCAUCAACUUUUUGAGCUGCCCAACUUUCAGUCCUGUCUUUGCUUCGCUGCCCGCGUGCACGUGCAACCGCAGGGCGUCCUCGCUAACCACAAAACGGGCAUUUGAGGCUGCCAGGAAGAGGGUCGCGCCCUCGCGCGCCCACAAAAAACAGACCGAGGCGCCGAGGCGCCUCUGCCAACAAGAGGUAGCUUCGCGCCCUCGCGCGCCCAAAGAAAACAGACCGAGGCGCCUCUGCCCAACAAGAGUAGCUUCGCACAAUGGGGAAGGGCGGCAAAGGAGCUCACCACCAUCACCGCUCUGGGGGGUCCCGGAGCAGCUACUCUCGAGGCCGCAACCGUGGCGGCUUCUUCUUCCACCACCGGGGUCCCUCGCACUCCCACGUUACGUACCGCGGCCACCGGUCCUACCACCGCUUCCAGGUCCGGGCGGCCGUGACCAUGGCCGCGGGCGGCACGCUGACGGUGGGGCUCAUGGGCCGGCGCUCUCAUCGCCACCGCACGCACGUCGGCUACGUGCCGCAGCGGCCCUUGAUGGCGGGCCCGAUGGCCUACGCGGCGCUCUUUCGUGGGCUCGUAGACUUUGUGGACCACACCGAGGUCGACGAGGUCUCCGAGCAGCGUCGCUGGGCCAUCGACUGCUCGGGCGACGACCAGAACGGCACCGCGCUGCAGUUUCAUCUGUGGCGGCGGGCGCACCGGUACGUGGCGCCCGACUUCUACGACGCGCCGGCGGCGACGACGGAGCCCGCGGACGACGACGCCUGGCGCGCGGAGCUGCCGCCCGACGGGCCGAACUUCGCCGUCGUCGACAUCGCGCUGAUCGCGAAGGAGCCCGAGGCGGCGGCGGACACCCUGAACGACUGCGGCCUGGGCCAGAAGCUCGGGCCCCCGGCGCGGCAGCUCAUCCGCGACGUCGCGGCGGCGUGCCGCGGGUUCUACGGCAGGAAGACGACGAAAAUGGUGUGCUGUUGCUUCGAGGUCGACGACGCCGCCGCGGUCGAGGACCGCAACGACGAUAUCGAGGACGCGGCCGUCGCCGCGCUGGGCCGCGGCGCCGCCGGCCAGCUCCCGCGGGACGCGACGGUGUCCUUCGUGCGCCUCGGGGCGCUGCUGGCCGUCGUCUUCGAGAUCGUGCCCCCGGCGCCGGCCGGCGUCGCGUCGUUCCCGCCCACGGGGGCGGCGGCGGCGCCUCGUACGUUCGAGGUGAAGCCGCUGGUCGUGGGGCCCGUGGAUAUGGACGGCGUCGUCGAGGAGAAUGCCUCCUCGUCAUCGUCCGACGACGACGACGACGACGUCACCCGCACCAAUUCUGGUUUGGCCGCACUCCGCCAAAAGUACAGCGGCCGCGCGUCCUACGUCGAGGGCGAGUCCGCGGACUACGUCGCGACCGCGCCCGCGUACCCGACCGUGACCGUCUGUGUGGUCAAAAUUUCACGGCGCGUUCGUGCUGAAUCGUCGCGUCGUCCUCCACAUGCACUCGACGCACUGGUUGAUUUCCACACAGGUAACCGUCGAGGCCGCGCCGGUCGUCUGUCGGCCCGUCUCGUCGUGGACCGGCCCGCCGCCGCCGCUCGUCGAGGCGGAGCUGCGCGCGGCCCACGCGAUCGCGAGCGCCGCCCGCGGCGAGUUCGUGCCGCAGUUCUCCCAGGCGCUCUGGCAGGCGACGGCGCACGUCGUGAACUGUGCACAAAUCAAAUUUCGCGGCGCCUUCGUCGCGCCCGUCGAGCGCGAGCAGGUCCUCGAGAAGAUCGAAGCCGACCUUUCAUUGCUGAAUCGUCGCGUCGACCUCUACUACGCCAUCGACGCGACGCCUGCUCGAUCGCGUGGCGGUGCCAGACCCGACUCACUAUUUGAUUUACAGGUCAACGCCACGACCCAGAACCCCUCCGGCGCCGCCGUUCUCCGCGCCUUAGAGGACUUCACAUUCACGGCGCCGCAGGGCGCGUUACCGGGCACAUCCUUCGUCGUCCGCGCCCCGACAGGCGCGCUCAUAGCGGCGACCUUCCCGCCGGGGAUCGGGCCCGGUAUCGCGUCUGUGUCGGAAAUUCCACGCGUCGAUGGCGUGGCGGGAGACGCCGUCGCCGCGAAACUCACGGCUCGCUCGCGCAGGCUACAACAUCUACGUCCACGCGCCCGGCGCGUGGGGAGCCAUCGCCACCUCGGCCGAGGCGCCAUCACCACGGCCCGGCGCGUAUCCGCCACCGCCGCACUACCAGGCGCCCGUCGCCCUCGUGACCGCCGCUGGCGUGGGCGAGCCGGCACCGGUCCCCGGCGCGCCCGUCCAGGGCUGGGGCGCGUAGAGGUGUAGGGACGUGGAUGGCGUAUAACGUCAUUCUCGGUGCAUUUGACAUUCCGUUUGUGCCAG
Pelagomonas calceolata is the source of this 2497-nucleotide messenger RNA. The record is from the annotation of a GenBank genome assembly. NCBI's taxonomy places the organism in Eukaryota, Pelagophyceae, Pelagomonadales, Pelagomonadaceae.